This is a messenger RNA of Nelumbo nucifera (sacred lotus), 2664 nucleotides long. Its product is annotated as rust resistance kinase Lr10-like. Gene Ontology annotation, biological process: protein phosphorylation. The record is from RefSeq and is a predicted model, not a curated record. Gene Ontology annotation, molecular function: ATP binding; polysaccharide binding; protein kinase activity. NCBI's taxonomy places the organism in Eukaryota, Viridiplantae, Streptophyta, Magnoliopsida, Proteales, Nelumbonaceae.
AAUGAUCCUAAUGUUAUUCGCCAAUAUCUUAUGCAAAUACUAAUCAUUUCUUCCCCUUAUCCAAACUCCAGAGUGCUGUUGCUGUGAUCAGCUCUGCCUUGAUGCUCCUGAUGAAAUUCCGACAUGCCAGCGAUGGAAAUAUGUCAACGGGCAACCGGCCGGCAAGGUAGUGGUCGCAGCAUUCUUUUUUUUUUUUUUUUUCCAUCGCUGACCUAUGCGUAUUUCAUUGAGUGGUCGCAAGGGCUCAAAAAUCAGCUACUCCAUGAAAACCGUGUAUAACAGCCAUAUAUCGAAGUAUUGUGGUGGUACACCUUGAAUUUCUUAAGAGAGAAUUCGUCAAGUCUCUUUGUUAAAUUUCUUUCCCCUUCAUCUUUUCUAGUCUCUGCCCAAGAAGUUGUAUUAUCACAGCCAGGCUAUUUCAGUUUAGGUUUGUUGACAAUAAAUUAAAAAGAUCGGGUGGGAGCUAGCCACGGCAACCACUUCAUACUUAACCUGACCGAUCGAAUCCAUAUAUCCCAGAAACCACAUAUUCUAACCAAUCUCUUCACUGCUAGUGAAUAGUAGAACCUUUGGGAGAUGGGUUAUAUUAGUACUACCAUACAGCCACCUGUAAAUUAUGUGCAGUUGUUCAUCCUCUUUGCCUUGCUCGUAUUCAUCUCAGCAUCAGUAAGUGUCGAUAACUGCACGGUAUCAGGCUGCAAGGAUCAUGGUAAUGGCCCUUCCGUCCGAUUUCCAUUCUGGCUAAGAGGGCGACAGCCCGAUCACUGUGGCUAUCCUGGGUUCGAGCUGUCUUGUUCCGAAAACAAAGAAACAGUUCUGAAUCUACCGUUUUCAGGAAUCUUCUUCGUAAAAGCCAUUGAUUACAGAUCCCAAGUGAUAGAGAUUUAUGAUCCCCAUGGUUGCAUCGUUAAACGGCUUCUAAACCUCAAUUUCUCAUCAUCUCCUUUCCAACGGCGGUAUGAAUAUGUUAAAAGCUACUCUUUAUUCAAUUGCUCGGCCACAGAAUCAGGAAAUGGAGUGUAUCCGAUCAAUUGCCUACGAGUCUCUGCGGCUCACCCAGUUUAUGCCGUUGAUUCCACUAGGUCGAUGAACUUCCUGCCGCCUUUAUCGUCUUGCGAAAAAUUUGGGAAUGUCUCAGUGGACACUAAAUCAUCUUAUGAUCCAAACUGGGAUUUGGCGUUACUCAUCAAAUGGAAAGCACCAGAUUGUUCAAAAUGCGAAGCCGAGAGCAAAGCCUGCGGAUUGAACAACCACACUAGUGUCGGUGCUCCCACAAUUCAAUGCUUCGACUUUCCGCCUCAAGGUUCAUCUACCAAGCAAAUCGUGAUAGGUAUAACAAUCGGCAUCGUGCUUCUUGUAGUAGCAACAUUAAUGCUCAUCAAAGUUUAUCAUGUCUACGCUUCAAACAAAGUGGAAAAGCAGAAUCAAGCCAUGGUUGAGAAGUUUUUGGAUGACUACAAAGCUCUCAAGCCUUCAAGGUACUCAUAUGCUGAAAUUAAGAGGAUCACAAAUAAUUUCAAGGACAAAUUGGGUCAAGGAGGUUAUGGCAGUGUUUUCAAAGGCAAUCUCUCCAAUGACAUUCUAGUUGCAGUUAAGGUCCUGAACAACUCCAAGGGAAAUGGGGAGGAAUUCAUUAAUGAAGUGGGAACCAUUGGUAGGAUUCACCAUGUCAAUGUGGUCCGUCUAGUGGGCUUCUGUGCAGAUGGAUUCAGACGAGCUCUCGUUUAUGAGUUCUUGCCCAAUGAGUCACUAGAGAAAUUCAUCUUUUCAAGGGAUGCCAAGAAUCCUUCCCUUGGGUGGGAGAAGCUUCAUAUUAUUGCUGUCGGAAUUGCGAAGGGAAUCGACUAUCUUCAUCAAGGGUGUGAGCAACGUAUCCUCCAUUUCGAUAUUAAACCCCAUAAUAUCUUGUUAGAUCAUAGCCUCAACCCAAAGAUCUCUGAUUUUGGUUUGGCAAAAUUGUGCUCCAAGGAUGUAAGUGUUGUGUCCAUGACAGCUGCAAGAGGGACCAUGGGCUACAUUGCACCUGAAGUGUUUUCUAGGAACUUUGGGAAUGUCUCUUAUAAAUCGGAUGUCUAUAGUUUUGGAAUGUUGUUGCUUGAAAUGGUUGGAGGGAGAAAGAACAUUGAUCUUAGAGCAGAGAGGACCAGCCAAGUGUACUUCCCUGAAUGGAUUUACAAUCGACUCAUUCAAGGGGAAGAGUUGGAAAUCCGGGAAGAUGAAGAUGGAGAUUCUAAUUCUAGGAUAGUAAAGAAAUUAACUACUGUGGCACUUUGGUGCAUUCAAUGGUACCCAGCAGAUCGUCCUUCAAUGAAGGAUGUUGUUCAGAUGUUGGAGGGAGAUGCAGAAAGCUUGAGCAUGCCACCCAAUCCUUUUGCCUCUGCAACUUCAAUCAACACUAGUAUGUUGAAUACUAAGAAACCCUUACACCAAGGAGGAUUAACAGUUAUUGCUGAAUGAUGGUUUGGGAAUUAAGUUGCAACAGUGCUCAUCCUUGAUCCUUCAGUUUGACUAUAUUGUUUAUAGAAGGAACUCCUAGAAUAAUUUAAUGAAGUAUUUAGUUUUUGGAUAGAUAAAUAAUAUUAAAAAUUUUGAUGAAUUAUUGAUGCUGUCCUCUUUGUUUUAUUCUGUAGUAGACCCGCAUAUUGUUUUGCAUAUAUUUUUAAA